AAGCAAUUCUUUGAUCUCAUCUAGUUGCAGACAAGAUGGUCUGGUAACGUUGGGAGCGACGACUCAAACUCAAUUCGGUUAUCAGCAGCCUUUUGAUAGCUGAAACCAGGCUUUCUUCCCAGAGACGAAUUCGACUGAUAUCAGACCGUCCGCACUUCCCAGAGGACUGUAAUAUAUAAAGACCUAUUUCUGUUCUUUGAUUAUAUCUCACUUCUUGUUUUAUAUUACUUGCUGAAGUUAUCGAGUGAGCUGUCUUAUUAUAUACAAGGACAAUGCCUUCUCGCGAUAAUAUUCAUGUUAUUGUGGCGCGAUAUCUUCGCGAUAACGCCUACAACUCCACGCUCGAGGCGUUUAAGGAAGAGCUGGGCCUUGAGGAUGAUAUGAUUCCGAUUCCGUCUGAUCACUCGAUGACGUUGGAGAGUAUCAUCGAACAGAAGCGUCUGUAUGACCUAGCGAUGGGUAUUCAGGAGCUGGAUAUCAAGGCGGACACCCAGAACCAAUGGGUUGUUCCUUCUCCUACGUUCAAGUCUGUUCUUCCUGACCAGUUAUCCAACAUUCUGUUUGUGUCGGUUGCGAAUUUGAGUAUGCCGACGUCGAUCGAUGACCCUUCGGCCGGGACCUCGGUCAGACCAUGCAUCUUGGUGACGGAGGCCGACCGCUCGCUGAGAAUAUUCGACUUUUAUACCUUUGAUCCGCUGAAGGUCUACACUCAUUUACACUCGUCGCCGAUUCUGACGCUCGAGGUGUUGGACGAGAACACAAUUAUGACAGGUGGUAUGGACGGACGACUUGUGGUGUCGAAACCGGCUACGGGCGAAAUCACUGCCGAGCAGAAGGACCACUUCAAGUACCUGGUCAAGAUUGCGAUUUCAAAGGACCAGAAAUACGUCGCGACUGUCGGGUACGAUAAGAAAGUGCAUGUCUACACUAUUGAAAGGUCCGAGACCGAGCCGCCAAAGUUCAACAAGAUCGGAUCGCUAUCGUUCCCCACAAACCCCGAGGCCGCGGCGUUCACGUACCAGGACGGCGACGAUGAGAUCCCGAAGCUGGUCAUCUCGCGUCGCGACUCCACGUUUUUGUAUUACUACAAGCUGCAGCCGAACCUGAUUGAGUUUGCGCGGCAUAACCUGAACCCGGAGAGUAACUCGUGGGUCUCGUUCUGCGCGAUGGAUAUCGCGCUCGAUCCGACCGAGCAAAAGUACUUGGGUGUCGCGACCUCGAGUAUCCCGCAUAUGCGGUUUAUGAUGCUCGAGUCUGGUAAUGAUGCAAUUUUGAAGAAUUCGUUCACCCGCGCACCGCAGGAUGCCUACUCGACGAGCAGAAUUACCUGGAGACCCGAAGGCUCUGGUAUCUGGUGCAACGGAGACGACGGACUGAUCAGAGGCGUUGAGGUCUCGACCGGCGCGGUUGUCGCUGAAUUGAAGCACCAUCAAGGAAAGGUGAAGGCUAUCUAUGCCGGCAAGGUCGAUGGCAAGGAGGUCGUUGUUACCGGUGGAUUCGACAAGACAGUUGCUGUCUGGGAGGUCGAGAAGAGAUAAUCAAGAGACUUCCGAGAUUAUAGAAGACGAUGUAGUUAUAUAGAGAGAUGAAUGUAAAUACUACGAAAAAAAGAUAAUA
Myxozyma melibiosi is the source of this 1617-nucleotide messenger RNA. RefSeq names its product WD40-repeat-containing domain protein. Gene Ontology annotation, molecular function: protein binding. Bases 273 to 1538 code for a protein of 421 amino acids. The transcript is spliced from 6 exons. The record is from RefSeq and is a predicted model, not a curated record. Gene Ontology annotation, cellular component: nucleolus. Gene Ontology annotation, biological process: ribosomal large subunit assembly. Lineage: Eukaryota; Fungi; Ascomycota; Lipomycetes; Lipomycetales; Lipomycetaceae.